Solea solea (common sole) is the source of this 2143-nucleotide messenger RNA. It is a transcript of the gene mettl3, whose product is annotated as methyltransferase like 3. NCBI's taxonomy places the organism in Eukaryota, Metazoa, Chordata, Actinopteri, Pleuronectiformes, Soleidae. The transcript has 11 exons. Gene Ontology annotation, cellular component: nucleus; RNA N6-methyladenosine methyltransferase complex. Gene Ontology annotation, molecular function: mRNA (2'-O-methyladenosine-N6-)-methyltransferase activity; mRNA m(6)A methyltransferase activity. The coding region runs from base 132 to 1871 and encodes 579 amino acids. The record is from RefSeq and is a predicted model, not a curated record.
GGUCCGACACGUUUUUCCGUGUACCAUACAUUCCUUGCUCCUUGUUGAGCGCAUAGUGGUCGUUUGUACUGUGAAGUAGUUUGGUUUCUUUCUGUCGUUGGUGUGAUUUUGGUACUGUGGAACCCAUCGUCAUGUCGGACACAUGGAGCAACAUUCAGGCGCAUAAGAAGCAGCUUGACUCUCUGCGGGAGAGGCUGCAGCGGCGGCGGAAAGACCCUGCACAACUGUCCACGGAUAGUGGAGGCAGCACAGAUGCUUCCACUGCCAGGAGUGACAGUCCAGCUCCAUCAGCUCCAUCUACCUCUCAGGUGGAGACGGAAAAACCACCAGAUCCUGAGCUGGAGAAAAGGCUGCUGGGAUAUCUGUCUGAUCUGAGUCUUUCUCUGCCUACUGACUCUCUCACAAUCACAAAUGAACUCAAUAAUUCUGAAUCAGCUGUUAGUCACAGCUGCAUUCAGAGUCUGCUGCUCAAAUUCUCAGCUCAGGAGCUCAUCGAGGUCCAGCAGUCCUCCUCCGCCUCCUCCACAGUCGUGGUAGCUGUGGAUCACACUAAACUAUGGGCUAUGAUUGGGCCUGCAGCUGGAGCCCAGCGCUCUGGAAUUAAGAGAAAAGCUGAGGACCAAACCCACAACAAAAGAGCUGCAGGCUUCUCACCAUCGACUCAAAUCUCUGCCUCCCCACCACAUUCGUCCACCACCUCUAUCACACCAGCUUCCUCCUGUCAGCUGGCAGUGUCUGGGAGCGGGGCAGAUAAGAAGGGCAGGAGUAGUAAAAGCCAGUCAUCUCAUGUGGACAUGGAGAUUGAGAGCCUCUUGAACCAACAAUCCACAAAAGAGCAACAGAGCAAGAAGGUGAGCAGAGAGAUUCUGGAGCUUCUAAACACCAACACAGCUAAGGAGCAGUCCAUCGUGGAAAAGUUUCGGUCUCGUGGCCGGGCUCAGGUCCAAGAGUUCUGCGACCACGGGACCAAAGAGGAGUGUGUGCGUUCUGGGGACACACCGCAGCCAUGCACCAAGUUACACUUCCGUCGCAUCAUCAACAAGCACACAGAUGAGAGCCUUGGGGACUGCUCCUUCCUUAACACGUGUUUCCACAUGGACACGUGCAAAUACGUCCACUAUGAGAUUGACAGCCCACCAGAGGCUGAGGGGAAUCUGCUUGGGCCACAGGCAGGAACCUCGGAGCUCGGCCUCCACGCAGGCGACGUAGACAGCAACGUCGGCAAGCUUUUCCCUUCACAGUGGAUCUGCUGUGAUAUUCGCUUUUUGGACGUUUCCAUCCUGGGUAAAUUUGCUGUGGUGAUGGCAGACCCUCCCUGGGAUAUCCACAUGGAGCUGCCCUAUGGAACACUGACUGAUGACGAGAUGAGAAAACUCAACAUCCCCAUCCUACAGGAUGAUGGCUUCCUCUUCCUCUGGGUCACCGGCAGGGCCAUGGAGUUGGGUAGAGAGUGUCUCAAUCUUUGGGGUUACGAGCGUGUUGAUGAAAUCAUUUGGGUGAAAACCAACCAGCUACAGAGAAUUAUCCGAACUGGGAGGACAGGCCAUUGGCUGAACCACGGGAAGGAGCACUGCCUCGUGGGUGUAAAGGGAAACCCACAGGGUUUUAACAGAGGGUUGGACUGUGAUGUAAUUGUGGCAGAGGUUCGCUCCACCAGUCACAAGCCAGAUGAAAUCUAUGGCAUGAUUGAGAGACUCUCACCCGGAACCAGGAAGAUUGAGUUGUUCGGUCGACCCCACAACGUCCAGCCCAACUGGGUAACUCUUGGAAACCAGCUGGAUGGGAUCCAUCUUCUGGACCCAGAUGUCGUUGCUCGGUUCAAGAAGCGUUAUCCUGACGGCGUCAUCUCCAAACCCAAAAACAUGCAGUGAUGACGUCAUCGGUCUGUUGUCGCAGGUCGGGAGAAGUUUGUCUAUAGAUUCUUUUUUUGUCUUCUUUUUUUUUAUACCACAACUUUUUUAAAUAAUCAUGUUAAUAAAUUGUGUUAACAAGACAAAUGGUCUGUGCCUUGGUGAAGAAAUGAAACCCUGCAAAGGAAUGUCUUGAUCACCUUUUUAACCUUUAUGCAUGUGACCCCAGAUUUAGUACAGAAAUAAUUCACUCACAAUUUUAAAAAAACGGCUCAGGAAGCAUUGCUAAUGAA